Molecule: messenger RNA, 1601 nt
Organism: Hemiscyllium ocellatum (epaulette shark)
Lineage: Eukaryota; Metazoa; Chordata; Chondrichthyes; Orectolobiformes; Hemiscylliidae
Gene: sapcd2
Product: suppressor APC domain containing 2
Exons: 7
Coding region: 25-1341 (438 amino acids)
Source: RefSeq, a predicted model, not a curated record
UUGGGAAGUGCGGCCCCAGCCCCAAUGCAGUCGCUUGUUCUGGGCAGUGUGGAGCUGGAGAGUGGGCCACCGUGCCAGGAACUGCCCCGGGGUUUCCUGCACAGUCUCCGCACUCUGUUCGAUAUCCUGGACGAUGGGCGAAGGGGCUCGGUUCACAUCUUGGAGAUCGAGUCCCGCUGGAGCCAGGGCGCCCCUGGCCGGGCACUGCCCCCGGGGGUGCUGCAGUGUCUGCGCAGGGUGGCACCAGCCUCUGGCUACCUGACCUUCGACAGGUUCGUGCAGGGGCUUCAGUCCUCCUUGGUCAGCCCCGGGAACAGCCGGUACCCAGGGCCGAAAGGACAGCAACAAGACAGCUGCAAUGCCGUUUGGAAGAGAAGUAAGAAUGGUCCCAGGAGGAGCAGUGAGAACCCGGCUAGCUCAAGAACGCUCAGGGUCUCAGGUCAGACCUGCCCAGCGACUGAACGUCACCACCCGAUGUCGGACAAAUACCGAGCUCAUGGGGUUCGACCAAAAUCACCGCUGAGGGUGAGAUCGGCAAACGUUCCCAAUAACCGGACAGAGCCAGAUCAUGUUUCACUGGAGCCUGGCCAGUGCAAAACCACUCCAGCUGACAGGGAGCCAUCUGGGCAGCAGAGAAGAACCAACAGGGGACCGCAGAGUAAUGCCAUCGAGUGCCUUGGAUUGGAUGGGCAGAGGCACCUGGAAGCAGAGGGGAGGCACAUGCCUCGCAGCCAAAGUGAGGCCUCCUGUGGUCAAAUAGCACCUGGCCUCCAACACAGACGGGAGCGUGGUGAACUUCGACGUCACACCAUAACCAAUGGGAUUGACUAUGACAGGCUGAAGUGGAUGAAGGAGCUGGAACAGGAGAAGGAUGCUCUGCUGCAGGGUCUCGAGGUGAUCGAUUGUGCCCGAGGCUGGUACAUCCAGCAGAUCCGGGCAAUCCAGGAACGACAGAAAGAUGUCAGCAAGUCGCCCAGUGGCAGUGCCCACGCAGCUGAAGGUCACUCAGUCCGGAUGGACCACCUCCUCACCAAACUGCAGGCAGUCAGGCACUGUCUUGCUGAUCUCACCUCCUGCUCUGCCAAGAUGCUGUCCCAGUCUUCCAACGCGGUGAACGGGUGUGAGUUCCCAGUUCCGUGUCACGUUCCCAUCCCUGGGAACAAUCUCCAGAUGGUCACGAUGCUGAAGGAGCAAAACCGGCUGCUGACCCAGGAGGUGAGUGCAAAGAGUGAUCGGAUUACCCAGUUGGAGCAGGAGAAGGUGGCCCUGAUCAAACAGCUCUUCACUGCUCGCUCCCAAAGCCAUCACGAGAACAGUCAGCUCGACUCCACUUUCAUCUGACCGACAGCCAGCAAUGUCAAACUGAGACCCGUCUCUGCCAUCCUGCUAGAGCAGAGAUCCCCUGGUCACCCACCAGCUGCCUUCCCUGACCACUCCAGCAGCACCCAAAACCCCUCACUCCAGGUGUGUGUGUGUCUGUGGGUGUGUAUGUGUGUACGUGUGUAUAAGACCAUAAGACAUAGGAGUGGAAGUAAGGCCAUUCGGCCCAUCGAGACCACUCCGCCGUUCAAUCGUGUGUUGUGUGUGUCUUUGUGUCUGUG